Solea solea (common sole) is the source of this 3644-nucleotide messenger RNA. RefSeq names its product otopetrin 1 (gene otop1). The transcript has 6 exons. NCBI's taxonomy places the organism in Eukaryota, Metazoa, Chordata, Actinopteri, Pleuronectiformes, Soleidae. Gene Ontology annotation, cellular component: membrane. Bases 778 to 2556 code for a protein of 592 amino acids. Gene Ontology annotation, molecular function: proton channel activity. The record is from RefSeq and is a predicted model, not a curated record. Gene Ontology annotation, biological process: inner ear morphogenesis; proton transmembrane transport.
CCCAGGAUAUUUAUAUUGAAUUACAUCCACUCACAAAAAAAGCAUUGUGGAUUUCACCACUGAAAUCUGACCACCUGCGCGAGCCUUCCCCCUCUUCAAUCUGAAAGCAAAGGUUUAACCACCAUACCUCAACUACGGGGACCACGAGGACAUAAGGAUUAAGGAUUUUGGACAGGUCGCCUGUCUACACUUUGUGAAAAAUACCUUUUUUAUCAUCUCAUCUAGAUUUUAGUAUCUGAUAGACACCCUGUGUGGUUUUCAGCAGAUUCUUGGAAAUCACUGGCAUCUGCUUUUGGAUUUGGACACCGCUACUUUUUUGCUUCCCUUCUGUUAUUGUGGAUAUUUAACGCACUGAAUGCUUGGCACAGUGCGCCCAGUGGAUUCUCGGAAACUCGUGGAGGAGGUUUCAGGAGGACCGCGCAGCUCUGGGAUCAACACACACUGAAACGCAAUCUCUCAUUUUCAGUGACUCAGCGAGCCGCACCAAAAAAAAAGAGCCACCACAUAUUUCAGUUUCAGGGUUUCAAGGUGACAGAGGCAUCUAUCAAGUCCAGGCCGGACACUGAAGCUACGCAUGGUCACUGAGCCGAACCUUGAAGAUUGAAUGAACAUGUUUGGCACGGCACCUGUGCGUCCUGAUCCCCACCGUGUCUCAACAGGUUACUCACCUUAAAUACGCUUCCAGCGCGCGUCUUUGGCUUCUCCUGCUCUCCCUCUCUCUCUGUCUUUCCCUCUCUCUGCUCUGCUCUGCUCUGCGGUUCCUCCACGUUUCCCACCAUGGUGGAACCCAGUGGCCUGGACAUCAUGUGUCUGAACAAGUACUGCCACAGUUCCUCCUCCUCCUCCUCCAGCUCCGAGCACGACAAGAAGACCUUCGCCCAAAUCAAGCUCAAUCUGUCGGGGGAAUACCCGAGGAAGAACGCGGAGAUCCUGAGCGGACAGUACGGCACCAACCUGCUGCUGAUCGGGGCUGCGCUGAUGUUGGCCAUCGCGCACCACGACCCCUUCGUCAAGGAGGAGCACCUGCUGUCGCUGGUCACCUGCCUCAUGAUCCUGCAGCUGCUGUGGAUGAUGUGGUACAUCCUGGUGCGGGACAGACAGAAGAACACGCGCACCGAGAAGGAUGUCCACGCCACCACGUGCUGGAUCAGAGGUGGUCUGACUCUCCUUGCACUGCUCUCACUGAUCAUGGACGCGUUCAAAAUCGGGCAUUAUGUUGGCUAUCACCCUUGUGUGUCGGCCGUGCUCGGGGUAUAUCCUGUCAUCCAUGCCACCCACACCAUAGCACAGGUGCAUUUUCUUUGGUUUCACAUCAAGGACGUCAUCAAGAGCUACGAAACAUUCGAGAGAUUCGGCGUCAUCCACGCCGUCUUCACAAACCUCCUCCUGUGGUGCAGCGGUGUGAUGUCAGAGGCCGAGCACUUCCUGAACAACCACAUGAGGAGACUUUCCGCCCUGGAUUUCGGAAACCUCACCACAGGUCACCCCGAGCCUCUGUGUAACUGCACCACCAGCACUUGCUCCAUGUUCUCCAGCAGCCUCUACUAUCUCUAUCCCUUCAACAUCGAGUACCACAUCUUUGUCUCAGCCAUGCUCUUCGUCAUGUGGAAAAACAUCGGACGGAUCAUGGACCUCUCUUCGAAUCGGAAAAGGCUUGCUACCAAAACCCAGGGCCUGUCUGUGGGUCCCAUCCUGGGCCUGCUGGCUCUGGCCAGCACCAUCGGGAUCCUGGUGGUGUACAUCACCCAAGUGGAGUCCCUUCAGACGCGCCAGUCUGCUAUCUCCAUGUUCUACAUUUAUGGCAUCGUCCUGCUGCUGUUCAUGUGCUGUGCCAGUGCUUCAGGUUUGCUCAUAUACCGCGUUGACCACAUACCGCUGGACACCUCCAAGAACCCGUCACGACAGCUGGACACAGAGCUUCUCUUUGGUUCCUCUAUUGGCUCCUGGCUCAUGUCGUGGUGCAGCAUCGUGGCUGUGUUAAGUACCAACAGCAGUCCUCCGUACCGCUGGACCAACUGCAUCUACUCUCUGCUCCUUGUUGUGGAGAAGUGCAUGCAGAACCUCUUUGUCAUCGAGUCCCUUUACCGCCAGCCAGGGGAAGUGGAGAGCGACGACCCAGAACUACAAUCCGCUCCAGAGAUCUUCUCUGUGACUUCCUCUUCAGCCCCACCGUAUAACGGCAUCAUCAACCGAGCUUACGAGACUCCGGAUAAAGCGUGUGUCACCAUGGAGAACGAGCAGGAGGAGAGCGGUCCGGUGUACAGGUGUCCGAGGAAACCGUCAGAGGUGCCGCUGCCUGUGGGAAACAAAGUGGUGGAGCCUCCGAAUAUAAAGAGGCAAAUCCUGAAGAACCUUUCUGUCUUCCUGAUAAUGUGUAAUAUUUCGCUGUGGAUCCUUCCCGCCUUCGGCUGCCGGCCACAGUACGACAACGGGUUGGAACAGGAGACCUUCGGCUUCAGCAUAUGGAUUACCGUUCUCAACUUUGCCAUCCCCUUGAACCUUUUCUACCGCAUGCACUCCGUUGCCUCGCUCUUUGAAGUGUUCCGCCGCGUCUGACAAACGAGCCCGAUGACGACGAUGAGGUGCGACGUGCGCGCAGGAACACUUGUCACCAGCAGCUCCAGAGAGUGUCUCUAAGCACAGGUCAACCCUUUAGGAGGGAGUCAGCGUCGCACUCCUACAGACUUGAAUGUGGAGGGGCGAUAAACCAAACUUAGAUCCCCCAGUGAGGACAUGACAGAGGACAAGAUAAACCUGUUCACCAGCGUUCCUUGAAGAAUGACCUUGUGUAACACAAGGCUUAUUAAGACUCUUAGUACUCUUUGUUUUAUAGGCAUAUUCCAGUUAAGAUGUUAUAACUGGUGAUGUUGUAUCUGACACGCACACUUUGUACUGCUUCGUAUUAGUACGUGAAAUUAUAGAAUAGACUAAUUACUUGAUUUUCAUAUUGUAAAAUGCAAGUUAAGACACUGCAGCAGCCAUUAUGGUGCGUUCACGCCGAACUCUAUGCGAUUUUUCACGCUGUUUAACUUACUAUUCAACGUGACUGAAUAGUAUCCAGAGAAUUCUUGCCUAAUCAACAGGCAAUCAACAAGAGUGUGGCCAAAACUUUGACUCUAGUGACUCGCACUUUGUGCUUGCUUUGUGGCCCGCCCUCAUCCUUCUUCAUCCUCUUCGUCCUCCAUUUGUGAAAUGACAUCAGGAGAUUGGAACAGACUCUCAACACUCGCUUUCGUGAUGUUGCUAAAUCAUUAUUAAUGAUAAUUUAGUUGAAAUAUUUCAACUUUAAAGCGACCAAAGCGAGCGACCACGCAGGAUUUGUGUAAUUCACGUUCAUCCACUGAAAUCCACGAAAACGUGCAAAUUUGCAUCAAGCCUUUACUUUAUCUUAGCAAUCCUUCCAGUGAACGCACAUUUAUUCUCCUAUCUAUCAUUAUCUAAUAAUGAAAUAGUACUGUAACUCACAGAGCCACGGGAACACUGAUGUACCACUUUUCAUCUGCACUUUGUUGUGCAUACUCUCUAUGGAUAAGGUUCUCAUUGUCUUUACUUAGAGUAUUUCAUGAUGUUGUGUUUGUCAUGCAGAGGAUUUUAUGAUGUGUUCAGACCAAGGCAAGUCUUAAUAAACAGACACACAAACUGUA